Messenger RNA from Chenopodium quinoa (quinoa), 1726 nucleotides. RefSeq lists its product as uncharacterized. Bases 996 to 1520 code for a protein of 174 amino acids. Gene Ontology annotation, biological process: protein desumoylation. The transcript is spliced from 6 exons. Lineage: Eukaryota; Viridiplantae; Streptophyta; Magnoliopsida; Caryophyllales; Amaranthaceae. Gene Ontology annotation, molecular function: deSUMOylase activity. The record is from RefSeq and is a predicted model, not a curated record. Gene Ontology annotation, cellular component: nucleus.
UACAAAAUGAAAGAAAAUGAGAUUAAAUGUCUUUGAAAUUAAAGAAGGAAGAAAAAGAAAAUAGAAUGAAGUUUUUGAAAUUGAAUUUUGGACUAGUAAAAUUGUUGCGAUACAACUGUACUACAUACAGUGCAAUGUACAUUAGACAUUUGAAGGUGGUGAUUUUUUCAUGAGCAACUUUUCAGGAUUAUUUCAUCUUUUUAUUUUUCUUUUGAUUGAUUUGGCACAUAUGCAAAAUGGUAAGUUUGGAUAUGUUGUGUGUGCGCUCUUCUUUUGAGUUUUGCCUAAACAAGAUAAAGGUUAUUUUACAAGUCACAUUUCUUUGUAUAUUUUGUGUAUGGGCUAUAACCUGUAACACACAGUAAGGUAAUUUUGCCAUUUUUGUUGGUUAUUACGGUUGAAAUUGGAAAAUGGUGUAAGAUACAAAAUGAAAGAAAAUGAGCUUAAAUAUUUAAUGAUUAAAUGUAAGACAAAAUGAUACAACCGUUUGAUUCUGGUUGUACACUUUAUUUUUUUUGUUGGUUUUGAUAUGUAGACAGGAUUGAUAUGUAGACACCGAACACCUACUUCACCUCCCAUUCAAUCACAAAAGGAAAUGAAAUCGUUUGACAAUGAGAAGGAAAAGGUUGAUCGAUGUAUUGAAGCAUUAGUUAUUGCAAAUGCUCAACCAGAGAUGAUAAUGUUUUUCAAGUAUGCUGCAAAAAUUGCUUUAGAUGAACAAAUUAGAGUUCCCAUUGAUAUUGGGAUACGAAGUCAGUGCAAGGAGGUGUAUCUUGGUACGGAGAAAAUUUUUGAUUUCCUUGUACAAGACCAAAUCGGACUUUGUCAUAUGAAGAUAUAUAUGUCAAGGAUGUAUCCGGUUGCUGGCAUUAGUGGUGUCUCUUCCUUUUUUGGUUUUAUAUGUCCAUCUGGGAUAUCACAAGUGACUCAAUUUCAAAAGGGGGACAUAAAGAAGAUCAAGGAUCACAAUAUGAAAAGAAGUCACUACAUGGUGGAUGUCUUUAAAGACAAUGCAUCAAAAGGAAAAAUUUUCCUCGCUCCAUAUAAUGUCGGGUACCCUUUUUUUUUGUGAUAUUAUCGUUCCCAUGUCUACUCUCAAUAUUCAUUUUUUAUUUGUCUCAAAUAGGAUGCAUUGGGUAUUGUGUGCUAUUGAUCCUUUCAAUAACAUCGUAUACUACUUUGAUUCCUUACACAGUGAAGAGGAAAUAGGCACGGGAAAAGGCGUUAGUGAGGAUUUGCGUGAAAUCAUAGAUGUUGCUCUGUUUCAAUUUCGGAGUGAAAUGGAAAUUGCAACGAAAUUGAAGAUGGAUACUAAAUGGAAGACAAUAAAGUGUCCUCGCCAGAGCAACGGAGUUGAUUGUGGCUAUUAUGUGAUGCGAUAUAUGAAAGAGAUUAUCUCACACAAAUGCACCAAGAUUCCCGAAAGUUAUUUUGCAGGAUGCCAGUUUUCCCAUUACGAUGAAACUCAACUUGAUGAUGUUAGACUUGAGUGGGUGCGUUACGUGUUUCAACAUAUCUAGUCUAAAAGAGUUGUUAUAAGUAAAUCACUCUUAUUUUCCCAAAGUUUGAGUUUCGAUGCAAAAAAGUACUAUACAUCUUGGGAAAAUAUUUUUUGUAAAGGAACAUUUUGUAAAGGUGAUAAAUUGUGUUGGGAAAAUAUUUUUUUGUAAAGGAACAUUUUGUAGAGGUGAUGAUUUUGUAAAGGAACAUUUUUCUUUUUUGUAAA